Molecule: messenger RNA, 720 nt
Organism: Naegleria lovaniensis
Lineage: Eukaryota; Heterolobosea; Eutetramitea; Acrasida; Naegleriidae
Exons: 2
Coding region: 1-720 (239 amino acids)
Source: RefSeq, a predicted model, not a curated record
AUGAGAAACAACAAGAUUUCAUGGGUUCAUGCAUUUCCUGCCUUCCAGAAUUCAAUGAAAGAGAAAUUUGAUGAGGGUUUGACCUCAACUGCUGUCCGUAAACGUUUUAUUGCACUCAUGACGAACCCUGAGAUGAAAAAACUCUAUGACAAUUACGAAAAAGGAGCCUUGACUUCCGACAACGCUGACAACAAAUAUUUUCCUCAAGCUGUUGGAACCUUGGACUACUUUGCCAUAAAUGUUAGAAACCUUUCCAUCUAUUAUCUCGAUCAUUGUGGUUGGUUAGACUCAUCCUUCAUUCAACAGAAACCACUGAACGCUCGUUUGUUGGCAAUGGAAGGUAUUGACACUGGACAUAUUGGAACCUUUAUGCAGCAAUACACAAGUGGUGGUUAUGACUGUCCAAAUCAACAAUUUUUUGAUUGGUUUAAGAAGAUGUGUUUGGAUAGAGUACAAAGCAGGAUAAAGGACAUCAUACUUCCACAAGAUACCGAAUUUGUUGUACGAAAUGAUGAGUCGUUUCACUCCCUUACUCUAACUGAAAUGUUGAAGGUCAGUGAAACACCCAGUAUCAUUGGUAUUAAGGGUGAGGAUUCUAAGUUUGUUGGAGAAUUUAGUAAAAUUCAAAUAGAAGCGAUGAAAACAACCGAAUAUGGAAUUCUUGGAACCGAAAAAGGUACAUUCAAAGGAUUUUCCGAACAUCAACACAAAAACUGCUGA